Arabis nemorensis is the source of this 336-nucleotide messenger RNA. NCBI's taxonomy places the organism in Eukaryota, Viridiplantae, Streptophyta, Magnoliopsida, Brassicales, Brassicaceae. The record is from the annotation of a GenBank genome assembly.
AUGACGACCAUCAUGUCGGAAUUUCGUAUGCGUUUGCAUUUUCUCUUGCUGCUCUUAUUCUCUUGUGUCUCCCCUUCAAGCACUACACCCUACAGCUUUGAAAGUCAUGUUGUUGGUCUUGUUGCUUGUCGUCCUCACCAGAUUCAAGCCUUUACAGAGUUCAAGAACGAGUUUGAUACCCGUGGUUGCAACCAUAGUGACUACUCUAACGGAGUAUCGUGCGAUAAGUCUACGGGUGCGGUCACGGUGCUAAGACUCAGGGCCUGCCUCAGUGGAACUCUAAGGCCCAAUAGUAGCCUUUUUGGGUUUCAUCAGCUCCAUUACCUUACUCUCUGA